Molecule: messenger RNA, 3525 nt
Organism: Echinostoma caproni
Lineage: Eukaryota; Metazoa; Platyhelminthes; Trematoda; Plagiorchiida; Echinostomatidae
Source: the annotation of a GenBank genome assembly
AUGGCUCCCGUUUUAUCCACCUCCAAAACGACCCGAGAUUUGAUGCCUGUGGGUAGGAAAAAUUCAUUACCAAUGUCAAACAUCGGGCCAGGAAUUUCAUUUACGAAAAGAUCCGAGGAUAACCGUCUCAGUCGAGCACCACGUGAUCUCAGUCCUAACAUAUUAUUCCAAACUCGGCGCAGAAAACGCCACGCAAGUUGUGAAGCCACAAUACACUCAUCGUCCGCUCACAAAAGAUUCCUUGAGGAUACUGACAAAACAUCACCACCGAUCCUCACUUCUCGUGAUAUGGCAACGGGACUGGGAAAAGAGCUUCCUACUUUUGCUUCAAAUUUUCAUGCCCCUCCGCAACUUUCAGCUGCUAGCUCUAUGCCUGGUUUCCCCACUGGAUGUGGGUUCGACGCAUCAGAGAGCAAUAUGCACUCAUUCCCGGUCGGUGCACUAUCCACUGCCGUUUCGUUCGGUAUGCAUCCAGAUCCCAAUUCUCUUAGACAAAACCCAUCCGAUUUGCCGUUUAACGCGGCCUACAUGAAUCCACUUUUCCUGUCCGCACUCAUGUCCAGCGGUUGUUGGCCCUUUACUUCAUUUGUUCCGGGUGGACCAACCUGCUCUGGUCCCGGUCCCGGUGGCAGUGGCGGCGGCACCGGAGUUAAUGACUGUGGUAUCAGUAACGGUGGUAUUGGGAGUGGAAGCGGUAUCAAUGGGCUAGAUUCUACUAGUACAAUGAACGGUUGCACUUUAGACUCGACCACAUUCGGCACAAACCCACAACGGCCUCUCUCGCGAACAACCUUUCCUUCCAUUCUAUCCCCGGCAUCCACCGCCGUUUCAUCGUGCACCCAAGGGACUUUACAAGGAAAAUGUACGAAAAAUCCAUCUACAAACAUGACUAGUCCAGUGGGCACAGUUGAAUCCAGUCUAAUUUGCAGCACAAAUAAAUCUGCUAACAACACUACGUUGACACAGGGGCGUGGUUCUUUUCACCAAUCCAACACAAGUCCUUCCAAUCAAACAUCCAGCACAUCCUUAUCCGUCUCGUCGUCAUCACCGUCAUCAGUUACAACAGUAUCUGCCUCCACAACUGCAGCCACAACAGCUCCCGCUUCUCUCAUUUCUAACUCUGCCUUCGCACAAGGUUUAAUGCCCAAAUCGUUGUUCGGUUAUUCACCAUUCGUCCCAACUCAGCAAACACCAUCUCCAAAGUGCAAUCCUCUGUUGAGCCAACAGCUGUCGUUCCCUGUUCAGUUAAAUUUACUCGGAUCCGCGGGUACACUAUCCGAUCCGAAUCAAUCUGCCCUGGCAAAUGCCAUUUCCGCUUGGUGUACGCAGCAGGCUGAAACUGCUGCUGGUCUCUUACCGUACCCCUCUAUAGCGCCGAACCAAUUCCUACCCAUGCUUAAUCAAUCCCUGAUAGAAAAUAAUACAGAACUGACUACAACCACAACCACCAGUAAUACAAAUACGGUACCCAGCAUGGGGAAUACAGUCAGCGGGAUCAGUAUGAACACGAACAGCAGUAUCAUGACAACUUUACUCAAUUCCACUGCAUCGGCGGAUCACUCGGGCACAAAACAGACUGGUACACUAAUUCCCGAAGCUGCAUUCAGUCUGGCUCGACUCAAUGAGUUUGCCCAGUUAAAUUUGCCUUCCAGUUUUCCGGUAGAUCCAACCGCAUCAGACAUGAACCCGCUGAGUACUGGGACAGGCGGUAGUAACGUAGGUAGUGGGAGUGCCUCCACUGUGGCGAAUGCUACCGGCGGUGGUAAUACUACCAGUGGUACUGGAGAGGGUGGUGGGGUUCCCGUUGGGUCACAAAGAUCCCCGUCUCAGAACAAUCGUUUGAAUACGAUCUCCCAAUCCAAUUACUUUUCAUUGCCCACAUCAAUGGGAAUGGACCAUGCCGGUACAGUUGUCGGCUCCGUACCCGGUACACAUCCCUCUUCAUCGCUGGCCGCGAUGAUGGCUGCAGCCGCGGCUGCUAUGGCUGGUAUGUGCGGCACAAACCGCCCCGAGUUGAAUAUGCAAAACAACGCAACUGGUGUUUCGCAUCGCCCAGGAAACGAUGAGGACGGCUUGGCCGAGGACGAAAGAAGUGAUGAAGAAGGGGAUGAAGAGGAUGGUGAAGUGGAUGAGUUUGUCAAAGAAAUGCUUCUUCAUUCGGAACGACAAAAUCCAAAUGAGAGUGAGGAAAUGUUGGAUAGUAAAUGUAUUCGCCCCGGCUCCGCGCGACCUGCAUCACGUGCCAGUGGAGAGUUGAACGCUUCACGUACUAGUCGAGUUCAUUCAAACAACGGACAAGGUACCGGUUCACCAGACAAGGAAGCACAUAGUGAACAGAACAGUCCGUCAUAUACUGAGACGAAUCGACCACAUGGUCGUCAUUCUGGUGAUCGCGGUUCCGGAGCGGGAGGAAACGGUGGAAGUGCGCAUACAUCCUCACCUAACGCCACUGAUUCUCGGCGAGGUGGUUUAGGAUUUAUGAGCGGCAGUGGCGGAGGUAAAGACGCACAUGAUUCUAUGACUUUGGCUACCGGUGGUGGUAGCACUCGAGCAUCUUCUUUCGGUGAAUCUAGUCCUAUGGAUGCUGACAACAAAUGUGGCGGGACGCCGUCCUCUGCGAAUGCCGGUUCCGGAGUCGGUCCGGGUGGACUUUUCAGCAUUCGUCGUGCUGUGGGUUUAUCGCGGACAAACCUACCGUUUCCGGCAAGGAAACGCUUGUUUGGUUGGCUAGUCGAUCACCUACGCGAACCGUACCCUUCAGAAGAGGAGAAAAUGAUGUUGGCGAUGGAAACCGGCCUAUCUCGAACUACAGUAAACAAUUGGUUUAUCAACGCGCGUCGUCGUUAUGUGAAGCCAUUGAUGCAGGGUCGUCUUGUACUUCAGUCUGGAGUAUUCAAAACCGUGUCGAGUGAAUCUUGUACACCCAUGUCACCUCCGUCCCCAACAAAUACAUCCGGAUUCAACGCAACUCAUGCAUCGUCGACCACAUCGCCCUUUCCUACCCCAAAAGUCAAUCACCCUCCCAGUCCUCUAACAGAGAAUGCAAUUAAUAUGGUUCGUGACAGACCCGGUUCUAGACGCGCACCAACAUCCCAAUUUUCCUCACCGUUCAGUACGGCCGUGUUUACCUCGCCUAGCACACCAACCCCUCCGUUAGUGUGCGAUUCUAAUUCAAUACCAUCCGGUACCACUUCUGGAUCUGCCUUUCACUCUAAUUUAUUUCAGUCCGCACCUCCAGGAGUAAGUGCACCAAAAUCUAGUUCCACAGAUGCUCUAUCAGCCAUGGCAGUUGCUGCUGCUGCAGCCGCCGCCUUUGCCCGUGCAGGAAUCACUACGACCGGACCGGACUCCCGCACAUUCUCCACGACGUUCAGUAAUGUACUAGCAUCUAAUCCAGCUUUGGCCCAGUUGGCACACCAUUCCGAAUCCGGUGCAACUGUCGACACUCAUCCACUGGACACGUUAGGUGCUCUGUCCUCCAAAACAAUUUUGUGCACUAAACCGGAGAAAAUCCUGGGGGACUAG